Molecule: messenger RNA, 502 nt
Organism: Ixodes scapularis (black-legged tick)
Lineage: Eukaryota; Metazoa; Arthropoda; Arachnida; Ixodida; Ixodidae
Exons: 4
Coding region: 5-502 (165 amino acids)
Source: RefSeq, a predicted model, not a curated record
GGGUAUGUGUCAUGGUUCUUGCACUGCUUGGAGUGAUCUCAUGAGGCUCACUGAAGAUGUCUUUCUUCAGAUGAGCCGGAAGAUCAAGCAGCUGGAGAACGAGAAUCAUCGCUUGGUGAGGCAGGCUGCCUUACAAAAGACAAGGGAAGCGACAUUCCGGUCUCACUUGCACAAGUUCUUCACUGCGGACCAACUGGCAGCUCUAUCGAGAUCCAGCAACAGGGGGUCCAAGUGGUCUAAUGAGACGAUGAAGAAGUCGCUGCAGAUGCGAUUUGCAUGUGGCAGCUUGGGCUACGACUUGCUACUGGAGGGGAGCUUCCCAUUGCCGUCGUCUAGAACUCUGGGGCGGCGGCUUGAAGGUGAGCACUGCCCUACGGGUCCCCAGUCACUCCACGGAUCUUUUUCUCCACCUCACUAUUGGGGAUGGGGCGUUCAAGCCAGUGCAGGCGGGGGUAAUCCUCUCUACCAAGUCCAUUCUGGACCUGCAGCAAAGUCUCAUUGA